This is a messenger RNA of Closterium sp. NIES-65, 7749 nucleotides long. The record is from the annotation of a GenBank genome assembly. NCBI's taxonomy places the organism in Eukaryota, Viridiplantae, Streptophyta, Zygnematophyceae, Desmidiales, Closteriaceae.
AUGGCGAGCCGAUUAGGAUCAUCGACAAUGGCCGUCGGGAGAACGGCAGGUAGAACCGGUGCAGGUAGGGCUGCUCUCAGUGGCACGCGCGCGCACGUGCGAGCGUGCCAGCUCAGCACGGAGAUCCACACGCUAUUGGCCGUCAUGCGCCAGAGCUCCAAAUGGGCUGUCUCCCCGAUUUUCCUCGACGAGACAUCCGGCGCCGACGCGGAGGAUCCGCUUUUGCGCAAUCUUAAAGCCCUAAGGCAGAAGAUCGUCACCGAUUGGUCAGACGACGACUGGGAGGCGGCGCGCGUGCCGCCUUCCGCGUACCUCACGCCGUUUCUCGACGUCGUGCGAUCCGAGCGAACAAACACGAUUGUUACCAGCGUCGCAUUGUCGUCAGUGCUCAAGAUCCUGAAUCUGCAGUUUUUCGACGAGUCGACGCCCGGCGCGGCGGUGGGGAUCCACAUGGUCAUGGACGCGGUCACGUCGUGCCGCUUCGAGGUCACGGAUCUCGCGUCGGAAGAGGCAGUUCUCGUCAAAAUUCUCCAGGUAACCGUGUCGCGUCUUAGAAUACCACGUGUCAAGGUUCUUCUAGAAACGGUUCUUCUAGAAACGGUGCGCAGCCCAGCGGGUCCCCUGCUGUCAGAUCGCCACAUGUGCAGCAUCGUCAACACGUGCUUCCGCGUGCUGCACCAGGCGGCCUCUAAGUCACUGAUUCCCCCCUUUCCCCUUCCCUCCCCAUCCCCCAGGUUCUCCUGGAAACCCCCAGCAGGCCCACUCCUCUCGGAUCGCCACAUGUGCAGCAUCGUCAACACGUGUUUCCGCGUGCUGCACCAGGCGGCCUCCAAGAGCCACCUGCUGCAGCGCCUCGCCUGCCAAACCCUCCUCGACAUGGUCCGCGAGAUUUUCGGGCGGCUGCCCGAGCUGCCCGCGAGCGAGGAGGAAGGGGAGCUGGGGGAGGCCGAGGCGACGCAGGGGACGAUGGACAGCACGCCGUUCUCGCCAAGAGUGGAGGCGAGGGAGGGGGGCGGGGAGGAGGGGGUGCAGGAGGGUGCGUUGGAGCUUGGGGGAGGGAUGGUGGAGGAGGGGGGCGGAGGGGAGGGCCGAGAUGGUGGCAAUGCUGGUCAGGUGAGUGUGGUUGAACCGGGUCAGGGAGUGGAGCUGCGAACAGGGAAAAGGUGGGGGGAAGGCGAGGCGACACAGGGGACGAUGGACAGCACUCCGUUCUCCCCUCGGGUGGAAGCGAGGGAGGGGAGCAGGGAGGAGGGGGUGCAGGAGGGUGUGUUGGAACUAGGGGGGGCGGUGGUGGAGGAGGGGGGUGAAGGGGGUGGGCGAAAUGGUGGGAAUGCUGGUCAGCGCGGCUCAAGCAGAGAAGCCGCAGGCGAGGGAGAGGACAGGGAGGAGGGCGAGGAGCGGGGGCAGGCAGGCAGCAGCAGCAACAGAGCGUUGGUGGGAGCGUUGGGGCGCCCGCAUGGGGUGGCGUGUGCAGUGGAGGUGUUUCACUUCCUCUGCUCGCUGCUAGGCCUGGAGGACCAUCAGUCAGCGCUCUUUGCCUCGGGCAUGCUAGCAGACGAUGACGUCUCUCUGCUGGCCCUCAGCCUCAUAUCGGCUGCUCUGGAGCUUGCUGGGCCAGCGGUGGUACACCACCCGCGCCUGCUGUCACUAGUUCAGGACGAGCUGUUUCGGUCACUGCUUCAGCUGGGACUCUCCCCCAACCUGCUCGUGCUCUCCCAGGUACGAUGCUACUCUCGGGUCUCCCUCCCAGGUAUGAGCCUCCUCGGCCUGGAGGACCAUCAGUCAGCGCUCUUUGCCUCGGGCAUGCUGGCAGACGAUGACGUCUCUCUGCUGGCCCUCAGCCUCAUAUCGGCUGCUCUGGAGCUUGCUGGGCCAGCGGUGGUACACCACCCGCGCCUGCUGUCACUAGUUCAGGACGAGCUGUUUCGGUCACUGCUUCAGCUGGGACUCUCCCCCAACCUGCUCGUGCUCUCCCAGGUACGAUGCUACUCUCGGGUCUCCCUCCCAGGUAUGAGCCUCCUCGGCCUGGAGGACCAUCAGUCAGCGCUCUUUGCCUCGGGCAUGCUGGCAGACGACGACGUCUCGCUGCUCGCCCUCAGCCUCAUAUCGUCUGCGCUGGAGCUUGCUGGACCGGCGGUGGUGCACCACCCGCGGUUGCUUUCCCUCGUGCAGGACGAGCUGUUCCGCUCGCUGCUGCAGCUGGGACUGUCACCGAACCUGCUCGUGCUCUCCCAGGUGCUCGCCAUAGUGCAGACACUCUUUCAUUCAGCCCGAGCGCACCUGAAGCUGCAGCUCGAGGCGUUUUACACCUGUGUCAUCGCCCGCCUCGUCGGCACAGCAGGAAAGUUCACCGCAACUUCCUUCGCGCAGCAGGAAGCUGCCCUGGAAGCCCUCCUCGACUUUUGCCGCCUGCCCGAAUUCGCCGUGGAAACUUACGCCAAUUUUGACGCCGACCUCACAUGCGCGAAUUGCCUGGAGGAGCUUUCAGGACUGCUGUCUCGAGCAGCCUUCCCUGUGAACACACCGCUAUCAUCGCUGCAUGUGCUGGCUAUGCAGGGGUUGCUGGCUGUAGUGCAUCAUAUGGCGGACAGGGCCAAUGCGGCUGCCGCUGCUGGUGUUGCCGCUGGUGCUGGUGGUGGUGUUGCGGUUGCGGGUGCAGGGGAUGGUGCUGGUGUUGGAGCAGCACCAGCCCCGUUGCUGCUGCUGCCAGGUUCGGCCGUGCCAGCGGCGCCGGAGCUGAAGAUAGCUUCGGAGAACGGAGCCAUGUGGACGCAGGCUCGGGAGAUGGUUGCUGCUGCUCUCGCUGCAGCUGCUGCUUCUGGGGCAGGCGAGGCAGCAGCAGGCAAGCAGGUGGGCGUGUCAGCAUCUGUCGACGGGUUUCAGGGACAGCAGAACGAGCAUCAGCAUCACCACCACCACCAUCAGCAGCAGCUUCUGCUAGUGGAAGUAGUGCGGCAGCAGAGGUCCAUCAAGCGCCGCCUGCUGAUAGGCGUCGAGCAUUUCAAUCGGGACUCAAAGAAAGGCCUGCAAUUCCUCCAAGCCUCCACGCUGCUCCCCUUGCAGCCCGACGCCCGGGCAGUCGCCUGCUUUCUGCGCUUCACACCGGGACUUAACAAAACACUAGUGGGGGACCUGCUGGGCGGGCACGAGGAGUUCCACGUCCGCGUUUUAGGGGAAUUUGCUAAGCUGUUCGACUUCGAGGGCAUGGCGCUGGACGCGGCGCUGAGAACCUUCCUGGAAGGGUUCAGACUGCCGGGGGAGGCGCAGAAGAUAUCGAGAGUGCUGGAGGCGUUUGCAGAGCGGUACUAUGAGCUGGCGCCCGCUGCGUAUGGGUUUGCGAACCAUGAUGUGGCGUAUGUGCUGUCGUACUCUGUCAUCAUGCUCAACACUGACCUCUAUAAUGGCCAGGUGCGGCGCAAGAUGACGGAGGAGGAGUUCAUCCGCAACAACCGGAAGAUCAACGACGGCAAGGACCUCCCAAGAGAGCUGCUCUCAGAGCUCUACCAUGCCAUCGCCCGCAACGAGAUUAAGAUGUCCUCCGACGUCUCCCUCUCCUCCUCCUCCGCCUCCGCCUUCCCUGAGAUGAAUCUCAGCCGCUGGCUCGGGCUGAUCCGACGGUCGCCGACCGCCGUGCCUUACAUCCUCGCAUCUAGUGCUGAGCCUGAGUUUACUCCUGCUUCUGCUGCUACUGCUGCUGCUGCUGCUGCUGCUGCUGCUGCUGCUGCUGCUACUGCUGCUGCUGCUGCUGCUGCUGUGGCUGGCGAUGGCAUUGGUGAUGGUGGUAGUGGUAUCGGUGCCAGUGCUGUUGCUGCUGCUCUGGGGGACAGAGCCAGCACUGACAAUGCUGCAUGUGAUGCCUCGCCCUCUCAGUCUCUUGACUCCGCCACUCCCGCUUUCCUCACUUCAGAAUCCCUCCCUCCCGCCCCCCCUCUCCUGCAGUCCUCCUCCCCACCCCGCCCCUCCCCCCCAUCCAAGCACCUCUCCCCACUCUCCCCUCCUCUCUCCAACCUCUCCCUCCCGCGCUCCUCCUCCCUCUUCCUGCUCCAACUAGACAGAGACGUGUUUGCAGUAGUGGCAGGCCCAGCCAUAGCAGCCAUAUCAGUUGUCUUCGACCACACAGAAGACGACGAGUCCCUCCUCCGCUGCUGCACUGACGGGUUCUCAGCCGCUGCUGACGUGGCGGCUUUUCACGGGUUCUCGGGUGCGUUGGACGAUCUAGUGGUCUCCCUCUGCCGAUGCACCACGCUCCGCCUGAACCCCUCCGGAUCGCUGCCAAGUGGCGCCGAUCUAGUGGACAACGCAGCAGCCGUGGCUUUUGGAGAGGACACCAAGGCUCGGCUGGCCGCCGUGACUGUCUUUGGUUUGGCAAACAGGCACGGCGGGGUGGUUCGGGGAGGGUGGCGGAACCUGCUCGACUGUGUGGUUCGGUUGCACAAGCUAGGAUUGCUGCCUGCUCGUGUUAUUAGCGAGGUAGAGGAUACAGAGGACGGGGCAUUCGCAGGGGGGUUAUACGCCUCCCCACAACCACAGCAGCAGCCGCAGCAACAGUCACAGCAGCAGCCGCAGCAGCAGCAGAUGGGAACGAGUCCCACCCCUUCCUCCUCCACUAUAUCAUCUACCACCACCGCUGCCACAUCAACCCUGGCCAUCACAAGCCCGGCAGCAGCAGCAGCCCGCAAGAAUGGUGCCGGCAGCGGCAGCGGGGGCGGGGGAGGGCUGAUGAUGCGUUUCUCCCAGCUGCUCCUUCUGGAUUCUGAUGACGACUACUCGUACGGCGGCGCCAGCUCAGCGCAGCCCACGGAGCGCCAGGUGGCGGCGCGGCAGCGCACGGAGGAGGCGGUGGGGGCGUGCCGGAUCGAGGAGCUGUUCCGGGAAACCUCAGAGGGGCUAGAAGCAGAAGCACUGAUGCACCUCGUGAGGGCCAUUGUGUGGGCUGCUGGCAGGGCUUUUAGGGGCGCGCUGGGGGUGGGCCCUGGUGGGGCUGGUGGGGGGAGUGCUGGGGGCGCGGGGGGAGGGGCUGGUGGGGGCGGGAUGGGGGGAAGAGGAGGCGGAGGGGGAGCAGGAGCGGGAGCGGGGGGAGGAGGUGGUGGUGGGGGAGGGGGGGUGGCUGGUGGGGCGUCUGUGGGGGGAGGAGUGGGGAGUGGAGGAGGGAUAGCUGUCGGCCCUCUAUCACCCGACGAAGAGGACACAGCAGUCUUCUGCCUGGAUCUGCUCCUCGUGGUAACCCUACGUAACCGCUCCCGCGUGCUGCUCAUCUGGCCGCUCCUCUCCUCCCAGCUUGCAAUCAUCAUGCAGUCGGCCCAUGCGGGUCCGCCACCUGGCCCACUGGUAGAGCGAGCCGUCUUCGGUCUCCUCCGCCUGUGCAGAAAGCUCCUACCAGCAGCCGAUGAAACCCUAGCUGAUGAGCUUCUAAGGUCCCUGCAGCACGUGCUGAGACUCGAUGCCAGGCUGGCUGAUGCCCUCUGUGAGAGGAUCACUCGCGGCGUGUUGGGGAUUGUGAGGGAGGGGCGGCAGAGCGGGGCGCUGCGGAGAGUGAAGUCGCCUCCUGGGUGGAGAACGCUCGCUGCUCUGCUGGCCAUCACAGCCAGGCAUCCUGAUGCUGCUGCUCCCGGGUUCGAAGCCCUCUCGUGGCUCAUGGCGCCCAUUCCCCCGGGUGCUGCUGCUCCCGGUGCAUCUCCCGCUGCUCUCGCGUCGGAUUUCUCUGCUGGUGCUGUGGAGGAUUAUGGGGAGGUUUGCACUGAUGGGCCGCCCUGCGUGUCCCCGUGCAACUUCAUCCCGUUCCUCGACGCGGCUCGAGACUUCGCCGAGGCUCGGGUGGGAGGUUCGGAGCGGUCGAAGCGGGCGAUGGACCUGCUGGGGUGCUUGAUAGACUGUCUGCUGGAGUGGAGAGUAGCAGGGGAGAUGGAGCAAGCAGCAGAGGCGGACCGACUAGCAACAGCAGCAGCAAUGGCAGGAGGCGGUAGGAGUGAGGGGGACAGUUUGAGCAGUGCUGUUUCCGGUGCAUUUUCCCCGCAGCAACAACCUCCCCCGUCAGCCGCCCUCUCUCCCCCGCAACUAAGCCCCAUACCCUCUUCGUCACCAGCAGGGGCUGCUGCAGCCGGGGGAGGCACAUCUGGAGCAGGGCGGUUCUCAGGGCAGGACUUGGCAGACCUGUGGCUGCGCCUGCUGCACGCGCUGCGCCGGGUGUGCUCAGACCAGAGAGAAGACGUGCGGAACCAUGCUCUCGUGUGGCUGCAGCGCUGCCUUCUCGCUGCCGACCCCCUCCGCAUGCCCACCACCAUGUGGGCUCCGUGCUUCGACCAGGUCGUGUUUGUCCUGCUGGACGAUCUUUUAGAGGUGCAUUUGCGGGAGAAACCCAAGGAAUACCGGGGUAUGGACGCGUCUCUGCUCCGUGCUGUCAAGAUGCUGUCCAAGGUUUUUCUGCAUUUUCUUGCCAGCCUUGCUUCGCUGCCAGGCCCGGGGUUCCGAGCCUUGUGGCUCGGCGUGCUGCUUCGGAUGGACCGGUAUAUGAGGGCUGGAGGGGGUGGGGGCGGCGGGGGGAGGAGGGGAGGAGGAGGUGGGGAGGGGAGAGGAGGGGGAGAGUCAUUGAGGGAGAGUGUGGGUGAGGUGCUGAAGAAUAUGCUGAUGGUGAUGCUGACACAGGGCGUGCUGCAGGUGACCGACGCGUCAGACACGGAGAGCCUGUGGACUGCCACGUGGCGCGCGGUGCACGCGAUGCUGCCGCACUUAAAGCCCGAGUCGCUCGUCCCGCCGGCACCGAUUGCACCUGCGCCCAUGGCUGCGGGUCCUGUAGGUGCUGGUGCUGCAGGGAUGGAUGGGCAGCAAUCAGGAGCGGCCGUGGGAGCGGUUGAGGCGCUUGCCGAUGCGCUGUGCCCGUCAAAUCGCUCUCAGCCUACCGCCAGCCCAACAGCCGAAGCUGCAUCCAAUCCUGAGACAGCUGCUGCUACAACCGACGCUACAGCCGGCGGUGCUGGAAGCAUCACCUCAGGAGGUCACGGCUUGAGACUACCGCCGUGGAAUUUCGACGGAGUGCAUUUCACGGAUGGGGGGCCUCUCACCGUGCAGUACCUGCUGCUGCUCGACGCCCUCAACUUCUGCUUCUGGCCGGACCCCUCACUGCACUACGAGCAUCUGGCGUCCAGCCUAAGAGCAGCAGUGCAGCGCGAUCCCACCAGCAUUGGUGCUGCCCGCCUCGCAGCGCUUGAUGUCGCAGGCCUGCGUGCUCUGCUUGGCCCGAAGCCCUUCCCGUUGGAGCAGCAGCGGGUGCAGGCAGCGCGGCAGGUGGGGCAGGUGCUGCUGCGGCGCUUCAGUGGCAGUGCGGCGAGCAUGGUGGAGGAGGCAGGGGGGAGUGCAGAGAGGCUCGUGUGCCUGCUCACCACACACUUCACCUACUUCCAGGAUCACGCAAUCUACCGUGGCCGCCAGGUGGCGCUCUUCAAGAGGGCGCAGAUCUUUGUGGCAGAUGUGUGGGGCGCGUUCAAUGGGCGUGGGCUCGGUCACUUCUCAGACAUCCACCGUCUCACCAUGUUUGCCGACUAUGUGGUCCCCGCCGUGCUGAGAAGCAGAGGCGUGCUCAGAUACGCCCCGGGCAUUGCUGCUGCUGUGGAUGGCAAACAAGAGAUUCUCCCGGGUAGGCUGGGUGGUUUUCCAGGUUCGGAAGAAGAGGUGGAGAUUAGAGCGUGCUGCAUCGUUGCCACCGAGCGGCUUCGAGAGCGAUUGGAGCGUACAGUGGGGAAGCAGGUGAGAUGA